ACCAGCAUCGGUCUCAUAGAAACACACACUACACAAGCUUCAGAGGAGCCUGAGUGCGACUACAGGGCAGCAUGUCUAAUAUCGCUAAAGUUCUUUCUAGGAGGCAGGAUAGAGGAGAAGGAUUGGGAACAAACGAGAAUGCGAUUCCCUUCAACAAGCAGGACUACCAGACCCUAAAGCAGGAAUGCCAGGCGAAAAAAACCCUGUUCUGUGACCCGACCUUCCCUGCUGAAUCCGACUCUCUGGGAUACAACGAACUCGGGCGGUACUCCUUCAAGACCAGAGGAGUGCAGUGGAAGAGACCUAAGGAGCUCUGCUCAAGCCCUCAGUUCAUUGUGGACGGAGCCAAGCGGACGGACAUCUGCCAAGGAGCUUUAGGCGACUGUUGGUUGCUGGCAGCUAUUGCAUCUUUGACUCUGGAUAAUGCAAUUCUGGAACGUGUAGUUCCACCUGGACAGAGUUUUAUAGAGGACUACGCCGGCAUCUUUCACUUUCAGUUCUGGCAGUUCGGUGAAUGGGUGGACGUGGUCAUCGAUGACCGGCUGCCCACCAGAGAUGGAAAGCUGCUGUUUGUUCAUUCCGCCGAGGGCUCUGAGUUCUGGAGCGCACUGUUGGAAAAAGCUUAUGCAAAGCUUAACGGCUCAUAUGAAGCUCUGUCUGGAGGUUCGACCACUGAGGGUUUUGAGGAUUUCACUGGAGGCAUCGCUGAGAACUAUGAGCUGAGCAAAGCUCCUCCAUACCUGUUUAAACUCAUGCAGAAAGCACUGACACUGGGAUCAUUACUGGGCUGCUCCAUUGAUAUUACCAGUUCCUAUGAGACAGAGGCAGUGACGAGUCUGAAGCUGGUGAAGGGUCAUGCCUACUCCGUCACGGGUGCAGAGGAGGUUCAUUCCAAUGGUCGUCUGGUUCAGUUGGUGCGUAUCAGGAACCCUUGGGGUCAGGUGGAGUGGACGGGCCCUUGGAGUGACGAUUCCAAAGACUGGAACAGCGUCCAACCAGAGGAGAAAGCUAAACUGGAUUAUUCUGCUGAAGAUGGAGAGUUCUGGAUGGCAUAUUCGGACUUCAUACAGCAGUUUUCAAAGUUAGAGAUCUGUAAUCUGACACCAGACACUCUUUCAAGUGAAGAUGUGAGCCGCUGGAACUACAGCCAAUUUGACGGCAACUGGAGGGUGGGAUCCAGCGCAGGAGGCUGCAGGAACAACCCAGCUACAUUUUGCUCAAACCCUCAGUUUGUGAUCAAGCUGGAGGAAGAAGAUGAUGAUCCUCAUGAUGGAGAGGAUGGCUGCACAAUCCUAGUGGGUCUGAUGCAGAAAGACGGUCGUAAAGACAAGCGGUUUGGACGAGACCUGAACACCAUUGGGUUCGCUAUCUAUAAGGUUCCAGAUCAGAUCAAGGGCCGCAGCAACAUUAUUCUCGGUCCUGAUGUACUGCUGCGUCAGAGGUCCAUCGCAGGAAGCAACACCUUCAUCAACCUACGAGAGGUGAGCGAGCGCUUCAAACUGCCUCCGGGUGAAUACGCCAUCAUCCCAUCCACUUUUGAGCCGCAUCGCAAAGGAAGCUUCGUACUGCGCGUGUUCACAGAGAAAGAGGCUGAUGCCAGCCUCAUGGACACGGAUAUCAGUGCAAAUGUGAAAAAGCAAUACAUAUCUGAAAGUGACGUGGACCCACAUUUCAAACACCUUUUCAAUAAAGUUGCUGGAAGUGACUCUGAGGUGUCUGUAUUUGAACUACAGCAGAUCCUGGACAGCGUUACCUCAAAACGAACCGAUGUGAAGACGGAAGGAUUUAGUAUGGAAACCUGUCGCCACAUUAUGAGCCUGCUAGAUAGAGAUGGCAGCGGCAAACUUGGUCUUGUGGAGUUUCAUAUUCUGUGGACAAAGAUCCAGAAAUAUUUGGAGGUUUUUAAAAAGUAUGAUACAGACAACUCAGGCACUAUGAGUUCACAUGAGAUGAGGGAGGCCGUGAAAGGAGCAGGGUUCCAGCUGAACAACGAGGUUCUUCAGGUGAUCAUCUCACGUUACGCCAAUCAGCAGUACUCCAUUGACUUCGAUUCCUUCGUUGGCUGCCUGAUUCGUCUGGAAAUGCUCUUCAAAAUAUUUAAAACAUUCGAUAAGAAGGACACUGGGAAAAUCGAGCUGGAUAUCCUGCAGUGGCUCUGCUUGGCCCUCAGUUGAAGAUCCACCCACUUCGCACCAGAAUUGCACUAGAGGUCAAUUCAUCAUUAAACUGAAGAGGAUGCAGAAAAGUCACAAGCAAAAUUUUAAAACUAAAUAUGGGUAUUAUCUAAGCUUGGAAUUGCUUAGAGAAUGCAAUUUGUUUAUGGCGCUCAUCUGCUGAAAAUAAAACAAUUUGUCACCUAAAUUCA
Messenger RNA from Puntigrus tetrazona (Sumatra barb), 2365 nucleotides. Its product is annotated as calpain-2 catalytic subunit-like. The record is from RefSeq and is a predicted model, not a curated record. Bases 72 to 2174 code for a protein of 700 amino acids. Gene Ontology annotation, cellular component: cytoplasm. The transcript is spliced from 21 exons. Gene Ontology annotation, molecular function: calcium ion binding; calcium-dependent cysteine-type endopeptidase activity. Lineage: Eukaryota; Metazoa; Chordata; Actinopteri; Cypriniformes; Cyprinidae. Gene Ontology annotation, biological process: proteolysis.